Paramecium octaurelia is the source of this 582-nucleotide messenger RNA. Lineage: Eukaryota; Ciliophora; Oligohymenophorea; Peniculida; Parameciidae. The record is from the annotation of a GenBank genome assembly.
AUGAAAUACGAACAUUCAGAUAAAAUAGAAGAAUAAACAAUCAAACUCGAAGAGCUCAUAACUCAAGUCCAAUAAGAUUUGCAAGAAAUACAACAAUACAAAACUAAUUGUCAGAUCAAAUGCUAAUAUUGUUAACUGGUUCAUAAUACUUAAAAUACCUCAUUUAAGAAUUGCAUCCAAAACUUAUUCUAGAAAUCCAAAUAACUAAUAAACAAAUACGAGUCAAAUCAAAAUAAGACUGUUUUAGUCAAUAAAUUCAGAAGCAGAAAACAACUACUAUUAAAAUCGCAUAAGAAGAGAUCUUAAGAAGGUUGGUUGAUUUAGCAAAUAUAAAAAUGGAAUGAGUUUCUAAAGAGUUAUGAGAGGACAAAAUUUUAUCCUGGAAAAAUGGCAAUACAUAAGAGAUGGACCUUCUAUGUUAUUAAGGUGUAUCAUUGCCAGUAUUGUCUUAAAGAAUUCAAGUCAGCUUACAGAACUAAAUAUCACAUGAAAAAGCAUUGCAGAAAACGGUCUAUUCCAUUUGCGGAGAAGGAACCAAUAGUUAAGAAUAAAAUCAUAAAGACUAUCUUUAAAUAAUUCUGA